AUGAACGAUAAGAUAAAUUAAAAUUAAAAACAUGAUUAAGACUUAAACUAAGUAGAAUAUGAUAAUGUUGAUUACUAUUAAGAAUCAUGUAAACUUUAUUUGGCUAAUGUAUUACUUACAAACUAGUUAAAAGAGUUACUAUCAGAUAAAUAAGAUCUAAUCUCAAAAAUAUAAAAACUAGAAAAAUGUAGUUUUCAAAAUAAUUGUGGCGAAUCUUUAUUUUCGGAUGAUAGAUAAAAACGAAUUAGAAGACCUGCAGCUUUAAUAAAAAGAUAAUUUACUUGUCCUAUAUAAAAAUGUUAAAAAUCAUAUGGAACAGAAGGUUCCUUAUAAUAACAUAUAAAAUUAAAGCAUUAAGAAAUUAAUUUAAAAUAUCUUUAACUCAAAAGCUCAUCAGUAGAAUUAGAUGAUAAUAAAAAUGAUAGCAGCUAAAUUCAAGAAAACAUUAUUAAUACUAGAAAUAAAAAUGCUAAAGCAAGUGAAUAAAAUUAUGAAAGUAGUAUAGAUAAUUAAAAUAGUGAUUUUUUACAAGAAAAUUAUUCAGAUAACUAAAUUAAUAUAUAAUGA
Ichthyophthirius multifiliis is the source of this 567-nucleotide messenger RNA. Its product is annotated as zinc C2H2 type family protein, putative. The transcript has 7 exons. The record is from RefSeq and is a predicted model, not a curated record. Lineage: Eukaryota; Ciliophora; Oligohymenophorea; Hymenostomatida.